This is a messenger RNA of Bombus pascuorum, 7662 nucleotides long. RefSeq names its product ubiquitin carboxyl-terminal hydrolase 47 (gene Usp47). Gene Ontology annotation, molecular function: cysteine-type deubiquitinase activity; cysteine-type endopeptidase activity. The record is from RefSeq and is a predicted model, not a curated record. Bases 614 to 4447 code for a protein of 1277 amino acids. Gene Ontology annotation, cellular component: cytosol; nucleus. The transcript is spliced from 17 exons. Gene Ontology annotation, biological process: protein deubiquitination. NCBI's taxonomy places the organism in Eukaryota, Metazoa, Arthropoda, Insecta, Hymenoptera, Apidae.
GCUCCGAGGGUUUUAACUCGGUUCCACUGGCACGAGAGCGCAUUCCGAUCUCCUGAGUUAUUACGCAGCCGAUUUUCGUUCGUCUAGCCAAUCGCUUUUUCAUCGCAUAAACAUUUCGUUUCAACCGCGCUAACACAGUCAUCUUCUCGUCUAAUUGGCUCCACAACACAGUAACACCGGUAAAAGUGUGAAAAAUAUUUGUCUGUGCUUGGCAUUUCGUGGAUUCUUCGUAUUGUGACUUGUUUACAGUAUGUGUUGUUUUUAUUAAGAGAAAAUGAAGUACUGUUACACGACGACGUUUUAACACAUUAUUCGUAUGAGAUUAGCUAAGGAUUAGGACAUUAAAUUUCGAUCACGUAUUCCUCGUUAAAGAAAACGUUAGUUUUGUUGGUUUGAAUAAAAGAAAAGAAUGGUCAUCUUGUUUGUGUUUACAAAAAAUGUAAGAAGAAGUGACUUUUAUUGCUACUUUCAGCGACUGUAACAAUAAGAAGUUAUUGGUGAAAUGUAAUUUAAUACGAUAUAUAUCUGUACAUAUACAUAUCUCAAGUUGAAAAUAUUGAAACAAUAAAGAAGUAUACGUGGACUGGACUCUUACGUAUAUAUAUUGCCAACCAUGGUUUGUAGAGCUGGUCAAAUAUGUUUCAUUCAGUGCAAUCUACCCGGAGUUAAAAAUAAAAUCUUUACUACUGACAGACUUCUGCUUCAUGAAUCUACUCGUGGUGAGGAUCUUUAUGUUUAUAUUGGAGAGCAGUGUCAAAUACAACCAGACAGUUUUAAGUUGUAUUUAGUAUCAGGUGGAAAAUUGAUCGAUUUAUCAGAAAAGAAAGAUAAAACAAUGUCAGAAAUUGGUGUGGAUUUUUCCUUUGAUCGGGAAUCAUCAACUGAGCAUAAGCACACACUUGUAGUUAUGGAUCCAGCAGAUAUUUUGAUGCAGAAGCAAUUUCGCCAACAGACUGCAUAUAAUGCAUAUAAUCCUCCACCACCAUCUCCUAAUCACUCAUCAGUGUGGGGUGAAGAUAAUAAUGUUGAUUUCAAAAGUCUUAUUAAGUCUGAAACAAGCUAUGUCGGUUUAGUCAAUCAAGCAAUGACAUGUUACUUAAAUAGUCUAUUACAAGCCUUAUAUAUGACUCCUGAGUUUCGGAAUGCAUUGUAUAAUUGGGAAUAUGUAGAAGGAUCAGAAAAAGAUGAAGCUAAUAGUAUUCCAUAUCAACUACAGAAAUUAUUUUUAAAUUUACAGACAUCAACGAAAUCAGCAGUGGAGACUACAGCACUAACAAAAAGUUUUGGUUGGGAUUCUACAGAAGCUUGGCAACAACAUGACAUUCAAGAACUAUGUAGAGUUAUGUUCGAUGCUUUAGAACAAAAAUUUAAAAAUACGGAACAAGCUGAUUUAAUAAACAGACUUUAUGAAGGAAAGAUGAUUGAUUAUGUUAAAUGUCUUGAGUGUGGUACUGAAAAAUCUAGAGAAGACACUUUUCUUGAUAUACCAUUACCAGUAAGACCUUUUGGUAGUAAUGUGGCAUACACAAGUGUGGAAGAAGCUUUAAGAGCAUUUGUUCAGCAUGAAAUUUUGGAAGGAAGUAAUCAGUAUCAUUGCGAAAAAUGUAAUAAAAAAUGUGAUGCUCAUAAAGGAUUAAAAUUCACAAAAUUUCCCUAUCUUCUGACACUUCAUCUUAAACGAUUCGAUUUUGAUUUCAAAACCUUUCAUAGAAUAAAACUUAAUGAUAAGGUUACUUUUCCAGAUACAUUAAAUUUAAAUUCUUUUAUUGCUUCUAUGCCAAAUCAAGAAUCUCCUAGUACUGAUGAAAAUAUUAGUUUAGUGAAAUGCGACGAUAACUCUAUAACAGAUAGCGGCACAUUAGAUGAUGAUUGUCCUCCCUGUGAAAACAGUCUUCCUAGUAGUAAUCAUUCAACAAAUCAUGACCAAGAUGAUGAUGAAGGUAUAGAUAUGAGUAAUGGACCUUCAACGUCGAAUUGUGCUGUACAUAAUCAUGAAAAUGAAAAAAAUCGUAGCAGUAAUGCAGCAAAAGGACCUUACAAUUAUGAAUUGUUCUCAAUUAUGAUUCAUAGCGGUAGUGCUAGUGGUGGUCAUUAUUAUGCUUAUAUAAAAGAUUUUAGAACAAACGAAUGGUUUUGUUUCAAUGAUCAAAGCGUAACACAGAUAACUCAUGACGAUAUUCAGAAAACGUAUGGUGGUGGUUCAACCAGGUCAUAUUUUACUGGAGCUUAUAGUAGUACUAAUGCGUACAUGCUCAUGUAUAGACAAAUUGAUUCUGCUCGCAAUGCUUUGCCCAUACAAGUGCAAGAUUUUCCAAAACAUAUACAGGAAUUGUUGAAAAAGAUGAAAGAAAAUGAAGAUAACGACAGGGAGAGUCGUGAAAAAGAUCUUGCAACACCUAAGGUGAAAGUAUAUUGUCAACAUCCUACAGAAGAUAAGAAACUGAAUUUUAGACUUUCCUUUUCGCCUAAUGUUACAUGGGCUCAAACGACAAAGAUUGUUUAUAAGAAUUUUUGCUUGGAAGGAAUGGUGAGCUUAAAUCAAUGUCGUUUAGUUGUUUAUGAUCACAAUAAUGAGUUAAUCGUGGCUAGUUACGAAGGUAGAGAAAAUGAAACGUUCGCAAGUAUUUGGGGUAAUCGAGUGAAUCGGUAUAGUUUAUUAUUAGAAAUACGUGAUAAAGAUCAAAAAUUCGAGCCACACCUACGAGGUGGUAUUGUAACUAAAGUGUACGUUGUCGACGUAUCUAGAAAGAAGCUUAUUGAAGGACCAUUAAAUGUACGAGGUUUAUUUACACAAACAGUGAGAGAAUAUAAGCAGGUAGUAGGAAAAUUUAUUAAUAUGGAUCCGGGCGACAUGAAAAUAGUUUUACGAAAACAUGGAACAGAUGCUAUACUCGUACAGAAUGACGACGCUAUAUUAGCAGUUGCGGACUUUUGUAAUUUAAUUAAAGUUUUUGUAUGUACGAAUGCCGAUGUCGAGUGUAACAAAUCUUACUUUGAAACAACAAUAUGUGGCAUUGCUGAGCAGUUAGAAAACAUUAUAACAUUACGUAUAAAGUUACCUCCUAAUUCAAACAAAGAAAUAUUGGAAGAAUUAAAUAUUCCAAUGUUAGACGAAGUGAAUAAAGACAAAGAAAAACCUGUGACUGAUAGUCCAUCCAAAGUAAGCGUUGCUGAACCACAUCGAGAUGCUAGUACAAAAUGCAACGAGACUUCAAAAAGUGGAAAGCUUGUUGAAGAUACUUCAGUAAGAAAUGCAAGCCCACAAUUGGUAGAGGGUGAGGAAUGGCAUACUCCUGAACAAAGUAAUAGCGAAGAUAGUAGUCUCAGUGAUAGUGACAAAACUUUAGUUGGAGAUGCUCCAGGAGACGAAGACUUUCAAUUACCUUAUCUUCCAUCGAGUACAAGUAAUCGCGCCAUUAAAAUGUUAAACCAAGUUGGACUUGAAAACUGGGAUAAUAUCAUCGAUGAUUCAGAAUAUUAUUUCAAAGCCACCCCAUAUACAAAUCAUAAUGAGAAAUUUUUGAAAGUAUUAGUGGAUAAAAGAAUGAUAUUCAAUACUUUGAAGAAAAACUUAGAGCCGUACGUUGGUGUACCUGCAGAAUAUUUUAAAAUUUGUCGUUAUUUUGAUGAUUGUGGUGAAUCAGAAUGUAGCUGUUUACUUAGUCAACUUGUUUCUUAUGAAGAUGGAGAGAAACUUUGGAUAGAAAUAGGACGGGCUUUACGUAAUGGUGAAUUUACAGUAAAAUUACAUCAGUUUUUCCUUGAUUCGGCUAAGAGCAAAUUUUUGUUCGAAUGGAUAGUCUCGGAAGACAUGACUGUUGGGCAGGCGAAAAAAGAGAUUCUUGUAGAAAUGAAAAGAAGAUAUAAUAUAGAAAUACCAUACGAAAGAUGUCGAUUAAGGGAAAAGUGUUUUGUAUUACCUUCAAAAGUACUUUUAGAUCAUCAAAAGUUUAAAGAUUUUCAAUAUUAUUCUCAAUUUGAAAUGAUUGUACAAGAGUUACCUGAUAAAGAUCCAGUUACCAAUAGCAAUCAAGUCAUUGUUUUUGUCCGACGUUGGUAUCCUAUAAAAUUUCAUGUUGGUCCACCACAAGAAAUCGUAUUAGAUGAAACGACCUUGAAAGAAAUGAUGAAAAAAUUAUCUUUAAUAUCGGAUAUACCUGAAGAACAUAUAAAUAUAAUAAGAGGGAAAGGUUCAGUACAUAUGCCUAUUGUACGAAUUGAGAAUGAGGAAGACUGGAUUGGAUUAACAACUCUUGUUGAAUUUAAUGUUGAAGAUGGUGCUGUGUUCUUAUAUAGAGAUAGCAGGGAAACUUCACAUCCAUUAACCCAAGAAGAGUACGAUGAAAUCGCAAUUCGAGAAGUAUCACCUUCUUUACCACUUUCUUCCGCGUCACGUUGUAAUGCGCGUAAAGAGAAAGCGCUUAGAAUAUAUUUGGAUGGUGAAUGAUCCUCCAUUGAACAUACAUUUAAUAACACUGAAAAACAUUUGUUAAAUAGGCAUGUGUGGGAGCAUGAAACGUUUGCGUACAAAGUGAUUAAAUCGUGUCAGGUAUUUGUGGAAUUAAGUAAUCAACAAUUACAAAAUAUUCUGUGCUUCAGUAAGUCUUCAAUAUUUCAAAGCUUCCGCAUCUCUAAAGCCUUUUGGCUCUUGGAAUCGAUCGGAUUCGUAAAAUUCUGCAACUUUGUGAAACACUACGCGUUGCCAAGGGAUUUCAGACCUCGAUUAUCUCGUUUCGUUUUAAUAUGUUUCGAGAUCAUAAGGAUAAUGAAACUUCCAAUAACGUACGGAUUACUGAGUUAUAGAAUCUCAUUCAAGAGCACAAAUACUGAUGAAAAUAAUGCAAGUGCUGACUAAGAGUGAAUUAUAAGAAAGAAAGAAGGGGGGGAGAUUGAAUUGCUUGGUGAUAAUCCGAAUUUACACUAUGAACUUCUUACAAUACGUGUGUGUGUAACUGACGUACAUAUAAUUGGAGUUCCUGCAGCUACAUUAUUUUCACAAAUUCCUUGAUAUAUUUCUUAAUCCUAAGAAUUUUGAUAUCUUCACAUAUCUGUAUCAAAACGUUUUAGCUAAUCGUCUUGUUUAAAGAUGUUAAAGAUUUUUAAUGUCGAAAUGCAGCACAGAGUAUAUUCAUUUGUUGAUAAAAAAAAAAGAGAAGAAAACAUUUAUCUGACACAACAAUAAUUAACCCUUUUAAUGCCAGUAUAGGUUAAAUCGCAUUCUUCUUAUAAUAUAAUAAUAUCAUAAGUCCUGAGUUCAAUCAUUUAAUUUGGUAGUAGUAGCGCUUGGAUUUCGUUAGAAAUUACUACUUCGAAACAACAUUAUGUAUGUUAUUGUUUUGAAUGAAUCAAAUACGUUCUACGAGAUUUAUUGAUAAUUGGUAAUACAAUUUUACAUAAUACUUAACUUACAUACUUACAUAUUUACAUAAUACUUAUUAUUUACACAUAGAUUUGACGCUAUUAUUAUCAAGUUAAAAAAAGAUUUAUCAAUAUGAACAUAGAGAUCAAUUUUGGCCAGGCAUAUUAUCCUAUACAGUCUAUUUUAAUUUAUUUAAUUAUGUAUGUUUAUCAUUCAUUACACGUUAUUGGUACAUGGAAAUUUGUACCACUAGAAAAAAACCAAAAAAGAACAUUUAGCCAUUUUUUGGCAAUUGCUGCUAUUUCCUACGAAUCGAGUUUUCAAUAUAAUGAAAAUAAAAGAUUUUCUCUUGGAAGGAAGUUCACCAAAUUUACAUUUUGUAGACCACUGCUUGUAAAUAAUAAAACUUAUGAAUCAAAUAUUGAUAUCUUUCUUCAUAUCAAUAUCACCAUACAUAAACAGAAAUAUAUAAAUAUAUAUAUAAAUAUAUACAUAUAAAAAAUAUGUUUUGUAUUAAAAUGUAUGAUAAUGCAAUGCAUAUACAUAGCACAUCAUCCUUUUUGCAUUUAUCACCAGUUCAACUUGGCAUUUUUUUUGCUAAUUCCACACUAUUAGAAAAUUUUUGGUGCUGAAAGGGUUAAAUACGAAGUUGUUGUUACUUCCUGUCACUAUUAGAACGUUUUGAUAGACUGUCUAAGACUUAUCUAUAUUAUUUCUUUGCAAUUGUUUCACCAUACGAGGUGAGUGCAUUGAAUUAAUUAAUCAACAAUCGAUAGAUACUGAAAAUUCUAUAAAUUAAAAAAAAAGAAGAAAUUUAUAUAGUAUAAAUAUGUAUUACCUUUGAGAUAUACUGAUAUUGAUUGUUGUAUGACAAUUUUACAAUGCUCUCACAAUUUUCAACGUAUAGCUGUAAUUUAUAUUUAUGAUAUAUUUGUUACAUGAAAGCCUAGUUCAAAUCGUUCGUGUAUGAUUAUGCGAUAACUUGUUAUAAACAUGACAAUCUAGAUGUUUAUAGAGUAAGGAAAACACAAAUAAAAAAAGUUGUAAGUUCAAUGCCAUGAAAGUCUUGUUGAUGGAUAUCAUUAUAAUAAUUGAAAAAUUUAUCUAAUUCUUAUUAAUUGUAUUUCAAUUUAUUAAAUUUAAGACAAUUUAUCAUUUCAUUAUAAACAUUUAAAAUUUUAGUAAUGAAGCAAUUGUAUAUAUCGAUAUGUACAAGAAAGGAAGAAAUAAUAAAUAUUAUUUCUUUCCUAUCAUAUCAUGUAAAGAAAUUUUAAACAAUAGGAAAUUGGGAAAGUUGAAAAUGGAAAUUAAUUAAAAAACCUAAACUUAAAAAAUUAUCUUUCAUAUAGCUUUAUAGUUUCUUGUUUAAUAAUUGAUUACAUGUUUGUCAUUACUACUUAAUAUACUCUAGUUUUAUAUUAUCUCGCAUCUAUAAUUACUUGUAAUUUAACGAACUAGGCUUUGAUAUUGUUUAAUGAUUGUUUUUGUAAUUACCAAAUAUUGGAACAGUGACCCUUGUGCAUAAUAGUGGGUAUGUGCGAAUAAUAAAUUUGGAAAUUUAUAAAAUUGCUGAGAAAUUUUUGAAACUGAACUUAUGCAUUCUCUGCAAUCCUUAAACUGAUAUUUUCAUAUUUAUUUGUACCAAUUUAACGAAUCGUUUGUAAGACUGUAAGAUUCAUUUAAUGAAUUUGAAAUUCUUUUUUUUCGUUUAGAUAGUUCGAGUGUUAUUAAAUUAAUACUUUUCAAACUUUCUUCGCGAACAAAAUGGAAUGUCUCUUUGUUAUUGUAAGAUAAGACUAUAUUUAAUAUUUCGCUGAUUUCUCGCGAUAUUUGUGUGUACCUACUACUAUCUUAAGUAUCUUUUUAAAUAUUUAAAUUGGACGUGAGUAUUUCGCUGUCUUUUUGGUAAUCGUUUGAAACAUUUAAGGUAUUUACGUAUAUUUAUGUUAGUGGAGGAGUAUGCAAACAACGUUGAAGAAUCAUAUUAUAUCCUUUUUGCGGAUAAAUUCAACGCUCGAUAAUUGUAGCGCGCGGACUUUACAAGUUACGAUUGUAGUUUCUAUCGAAUUCUUUUCAUCAUCGACAAUUCGAAUAUUGUUCUUUGUAUCAUAUACUAUGAUUACGAAAUCAAAUUAUUAUUUAUAAUUAUUAAUAAUUGAAUACCGAAGUGACUGAAUUUUGUUUUUUGAAUUUUACCGAUGUUUCCUUUUUAUCUCAGCCGAUUGUUACGUUCAUUCAUAUUUAAUAUGCUUUCUUUACGUGAAUCGUUUGAAAUGGACUGAAUAAAUAGUACCUUGAAUCUA